ACAAGACACACUGGCUGUGUGGAGCUGAGGAGACCUCCCUGCUGGAGUAAAAAGUUUAGAUCACAGAGGGGGAAAGGCUGAUUCUCCUGGAAGGUGAACUGGUGUGUACUGGACGGCUGAAAAAGGGAAACCUCAAACCCAAGGAUUGUUUUGCAGCUGGAGGAGCAACAGGUAUGACAGGCCGAGCUGUGACUGUGUCCGUGGCUUUGUUGGCCCUUUGCUUUCUGCUGAUUCCCAAAGGAGGGAGGAGUGCCGGGGGGAUAGUUUCUCUCCUGCAGAUCGAACAGGAGACGCAGACGGAGGAUGAGGUGCGAGACGAGUCCCUGGAUGAGGCAGAGAGGGAGCAGGAGUUUGAAGUGGACCCACUGAGAAGCAGCAUCAGAGUCCGGAGAGACUCGGAAGGAGCUGCACAUGCAGGCGUUUGGAGCAGAGUGAGGCGAGCACCAGAUGAAGGUAAAAAGAAGAAGAAGGACAAGAAGAGCAAAGAACCAAAGGACCCAAAUGCCACCAAGAAGCCUAAAACUGACAAGAAGGGCAAGAAGAAGGACAAACUGAAAACAACGACUCUACCACCCACCACCACAACUCUGCCAACAGAACCCCCCACAGAUCCUCAGUCAUACCCAGAUUACUAUCCAGAUUCUGACUGGAAACCCGAGGAUGACUACUGGGAAGCCGAGACCACUCCAUCCACAGGUACAGACCCCCCAUAUGACUUGUGGAGACCUGAGGACGAAGAUCUAGCUGGUCCUGUGACAGACAACUACGAUGACUACUGGAAACCAGAGGAGAAGGAGCUGUCCACUUCUCCACCCAUCUAUGAGGACAGUUGGACUAUCAAAGCAUGGACGGAGGAAGAGACAGAAUCGUAUGUUCCUGUGACUGACAACUACGACAGCUAUUGGAAGGAAGUGGAUCCGACCCCUGGGGCUCCUGACACUGGGAAGACUGGACCAGAUGACAGUGAUUACUGGGAUGCUGCACUUGAGCUGCCGGACAAACUACCCUUUCCUGAUGGUGAAGAGGUCAGCCCUGAAAUUGAAGUAGAAACUCUCCCAGAAGAACCCACACCCAUUGCUCCCUUUGAUAGGACUUGGUAUGAUGAUUAUGAUGAAUAUGGAAUGAAGAGGAAAGAGGAUGAAACAGAUGAUAAGUGGAUGGAGAAAGAGAGAGAAAAAGCCAACAAAGAGAGGGAGCAGGAAGAGAGAGAAAGAGCCCAGAAACUGAAAGAGGCAGAGGAGAGAGCCAGGAACAGACCACGCAUUUUUAAAGAGCCAAAGAAAUGUCCUCCUCUGGGGAUGGAGUCCCAUAAGAUCGAGUCGGACCAGCUUUCAGCCUCCUCCAUGUCUCAUUAUAGGUUUGCACCUCAGAGAGCACGCCUCAACAUGCAGGGUUCUGAUGAUGAAGACAACAUGAAAGGUGGGGCAUGGUGUGCAAACUCUGAGGACAGGAUUCACUGGUUUGAGAUAGAUGCUCGCAGGGAGACAGAGUUCACUGGAGUUGUAACUCAAGGGCGAGAUUCCUUAAACGAGAGUGACUAUGUGACGUCCUACUUCCUGGCCUUCAGCAACGACAGCAGAGAAUGGACCACAAUUCAUGAUGGGUAUGCUGACUGGUUGUUUUUUGGAAACAGUGACAAGGACGCUCCUGUCAUGAACAGGCUUGCUGAACCUGUGGUGGCACGCUACAUUCGAAUCAUCCCUCAGAGCUGGAACGGCUCUCUCUGUAUGAGGCUGGAGGUCCUGGGCUGCCCUCUGACUGAUUCAGGCAAUGCUCUAUACAGACUAAAUGAAGUGAGCCCGGUGGAUUACCUGGAGUUUAAACACCACAGCUACUCAGAGAUGGUUGAGCUCAUGAAGUCAGUGAAUGCAGAGUGUCCCAACAUCACCAGCGUUUACAGUCUGGGCCGCAGCUCUAAGGGACGGGAAAUCAUGGCCAUGAUCAUCUCUGGCAACCCCACGGAGCACGAAAUAGGUGAGCCAGAGUUUCGUUACACAGCAGGUCUCCAUGGAAAUGAGGCGGUGGGCAGAGAGAUGAUCCUGCUUCUCAUGCAGUACCUGUGCAAAGAGUACAAGGACAGAAACCCCAGAGCGCAGCGCCUGGUUGAGGGGAUGCGCAUCCACCUGGUGCCUUCACUCAACCCUGACGGACAUCAGAGAGCUUUUGAAGUGGGUUCAGAGCUCAGUAGUUGGACCACCGGACACUUCACAGAGGAGGGCUUUGACAUCUACCAGAACUUUCCUGAGCUGAAUAAUAUCUUGUGGGAUGCGGAGGAUAAGGGCAUGGUGCCCAAACUCACCCCCAACCAUCACGUGCCCAUACCAGAGAACUUUGAGACUAAUAGCUCGAUCGCUACAGAAACCAGAGCCAUAAUCUCCUGGAUGAAAAACCAUCCAUUUGUGUUGGGUGCAAACUUGCAAGGAGGGGAGGCAAUCGUAGCUUAUCCUUAUGACAACUUACGUCUCAACAAGCCUGCAGAGAGCCAGAAACCACACAGCCGCUGGAAGAGACAGUAUGAGGAGGAAGAGUUUGAUGUGAUGGAGUGGGGAAGAGGCCAUGAGGAGCCUGAAGAGGACUGGAGAAGUCAAGGAUACGCACAGCCAGAGGAGGAGUGGCGAGGCCACGGCUAUGACCACGAAUCUGAUCAUGAGGGUUACGAGCAUGGUUAUGAACACGGCUACAAUCAGGGUUAUGAACAUAGGGAGGAAGAAGAGGAUGACAGAGAAAGAAGUGCCGGGUACCAGUACACCGAUCCUGAAGAUGAGCCUCGGGUCACUCCAGACGAGUCCCUGUUCAGGUGGCUGGCUAUCUCCUACGCCUCCACACACCUGACCAUGACGCACAACUUUCGUGGGUCAUGCCACGGAGACCCGCCUGCAGGAGGGCUCGGUAUCAUCAACCGGGCCAAGUGGAAGCCAGUCACAGGCAGUAUGAACGACUUCAGCUACUUGCACACCAACUGCUUGGAGCUGUCUGUGUUCUUGGGCUGCGAUAAGUUUCCUCAUCAGAGCGAGCUGGCAUACGAGUGGGAGAAAAACAGAGAAGCCAUGCUCAUCUUCAUGGAGCAGGUGCAUCGUGGCAUUAGAGGCGUUGUGAAAGAUCUGCAGGGGAAUCCAAUCGCAAAUGCCACAAUAUCUGUGGAGGAGAUAAACCACGAUGUUACCACAGCACCUACAGGAGACUACUGGCGGCUGCUCAAUCCAGGGGAGUACCGUGUGACAGCUCGAGCUGAAGGCUUCUCCCCCAUGACUAAACUCUGCGCGGUGGGCUACGAGUCCGGAGCAACCGCCUGCAGCUUCAACCUCGCCAAGUCCAACUGGCACCGCAUUAAACAGAUCAUGGCCCUUCAUGGCAACAAGCCAAUUAGACUCAGCUACAGUAACAGCCGAACGCACAACCCUUCAGUUGUUAGCAGCAAUACACAUGUGGGUGGCGGCACCAGUGGGUUUUCUACAAAUUCCCGACUUAGUCCUGAGCAGCGAAGGAGGCUCAGGAUCAUGCGCAUCCACCGCCUUCGCCAGCAGAGAUUAAUGAGGUUAAGAUCGACAACAACAAUGACAACGACAACAACAACAACAACCACAACCACACCCACAACAACACCAAUUCCUACAACGUGGUGGUACGACUCAUGGGCUAUAGGGGAGGGACAGUCUCCAACACCGGUCCUGGAUUACAACUACGAGUACAAGAUCGAUGACUAUUAAACCAAAGAGGCUCGUUUCAGUGAGCAGCUCUGUUGUGUUUUUAAGGUGGUUACAGAAUCAAAUCUUUACGAGUCUUUGUAUGACAAAAGCAGUGAGGAUGUACAGAAUGACUCCAGUAGAAUAAAGUAUCUAUUACUUAACUCCUGAAAUAUCUUUUUAUAGAAGUUGAUCUGUUAAAAUAGUGGAAGUUCAGUUUAAAGU
Messenger RNA from Nematolebias whitei (Rio pearlfish), 3908 nucleotides. It is a transcript of the gene aebp1b, whose product is annotated as AE binding protein 1b. The transcript has 23 exons. The record is from RefSeq and is a predicted model, not a curated record. Gene Ontology annotation, molecular function: metallocarboxypeptidase activity; RNA polymerase II transcription regulatory region sequence-specific DNA binding; DNA-binding transcription repressor activity, RNA polymerase II-specific. NCBI's taxonomy places the organism in Eukaryota, Metazoa, Chordata, Actinopteri, Cyprinodontiformes, Rivulidae. Gene Ontology annotation, biological process: proteolysis; negative regulation of transcription by RNA polymerase II. The coding region runs from base 174 to 3707 and encodes 1177 amino acids.